Messenger RNA from Lactuca sativa (garden lettuce), 1980 nucleotides. RefSeq names its product transcription factor GTE4. The record is from RefSeq and is a predicted model, not a curated record. Lineage: Eukaryota; Viridiplantae; Streptophyta; Magnoliopsida; Asterales; Asteraceae. Gene Ontology annotation, molecular function: protein binding.
GAAAUUGACACGCGCCACCAUCGCGCGUGGUUAAAUUCUUGUGACAUUACGCACGAUGGCGGUCAGCUUUCAUAAUCUCGCAAGAUCAUCCGUUCGUUUAUCCAGUCCACGUCAUCUUCACAAAACCUCGGCCCUACGAUCCGCACCACUCCGACGGGCCACCCUCGACGCCUUCACUCCAUUAUCGGUGGCGAUAUCAUCCUUCAGGACCUGUCUAUGGUCGAAAUCUAAGCCAGAGAGAGAGAGAACGAGAGAGAGUAGAGAGAGAAAGAAUAAGCGAAGAAUCCAAUGAGUUAAUAAGGGUUCGAUCUAUUUGAAAAGGUACUUUCUCGGAACCCUAGUGUGUUACUAUCACUCUAUCAGACUUAAUUAUGUUUUGUUUGUGUAAAAUUAUAGAAGCUGUGUGAAUAUUGGUUUUAAUCUUAAAAAUUGUAUGAAAAUCUAGUAUUUUGUACAUGUUUGUACAAUCAAAGCAGAUUGAGUCAGGGUUUUUGGAUUUCAUGUAUGAAUUCGGAGAAAAUUUUCAGUAGAAAGUCCUUCAAAGGUUUGAACAACAAGAAGAAGAAGAAUUCAACACCGGCUCACAGUUCAAACCUAGCUUCAGAAGACGCAAACCCUAGCCAGGUAUUAGUUAUGGGUUCUCGGGUUCCUCCUGGAAACGGGGGAAGUAAGUUUGGAUUUCGAAGGCAGGAGAAUCGAGUUACUAUCCAGCUGACAUCUAAAUCGAAGCAAGAGAUGAGAGAAAUUAAGAGGAAGCUUGUUAGUGAGCUUGAACUGGUUAAGCGAUUGGUGAAGAAGAUUGAGGAGGUAGGGUCGAGGCCUUUGAAUCAGUUAAGUAUCUCUGUUUUGGAGAACACUCAGGGUACAACUACAAGUGAGAAUGUAGAGAAGGAGAAAAGAACUCCAAAAGCAAACCAGUUCUACAGGAAAUCAGAUUUUCUUCUUGCUAGAGAUAGAAUCCCUGCAACUGAGAGCCACAAGAAAUUAAAACCUAGUGGCAAGAAACAAGGAGGAGUUGAUGCUAAGUUUUCAAACAAAUUGUUCAAGAGCUGUAGUACUUUGCUUGAGAAAUUAAUGAAGCACAAACAUGGCUGGGUGUUUAAUAAACCUGUUGAUCCACUUGCCCUUGGCUUACAUGAUUACUUUGACAUCAUUAAGCAUCCAAUGGAUUUGGAAACUGUAAAAUCACGUCUGGAUAAAAACUGGUAUAAUUCUCCAAUGGAGUUUGCAGAAGAUGUAAGACUCACAUUUCACAAUGCUAUGACAUAUAACCCAAAAGGGCAAGAUGUUCAUGCCAUGGCAGAGCUUCUGUUAAAUUUUUUUCAAGAAAAAUGGAAACUCAUAGAAGCAGAUUUUAUCCGUGAGUCUAAGCUUGCAGUAAAUAAUGAAAUUGUUUUGCCACCUCCACCUCCACCUCCACCUGCUCCAACCAUUGAUCCUAAACCAAAGCCUAUGAAUCCUUCUACCAUGGGUAGAACUCCUUCUUCAAAGAAACCAAAGGCUAAGGAACUCAACAAAAGGGAAAUGACAUAUGAUGAGAAGCAAAAGCUUAGUAUGGACCUUCAGAAUCUGCCUUCUGAAAAGCUAGAUAAUGUUGUUCAGAUUAUCAAGAAACGAAACCCGUCAUUGUCUCAAAAAGAUGAUGAAAUUGAAGUGGAUAUUGAUACUUUUGAUACUGAAACUCUAUGGGAGCUUGAUCGGUUCGUUACAAACUACAAGAAAGGUUUAAGCAAGAACAAAAGGAAAGCUGAUUUUCCCAAUCAAGAAACAAUGGAAGUUGAACCAAAUGUACAGGAAAACAUUCCACAACCAAUUGUUGUUGAUGCCUUUAAAGAAGCUGAUGAGACAGAUGUUCAGAUGGAGAAGAAAGUGGAGGAGGAAGUUGCUCAAGGAGACAACAAGUCCAGUAGCUCUAGCAGCUCCAGCAGUGUAUCUGGAUCCUCUUCUAGUGGUAUUAAUUAACUAUUAACAUAUGAGAAU